This is a messenger RNA of Meira miltonrushii, 5293 nucleotides long. RefSeq lists its product as uncharacterized. The coding region runs from base 190 to 5154 and encodes 1654 amino acids. Gene Ontology annotation, molecular function: tubulin binding; phospholipid binding. The transcript has 2 exons. Lineage: Eukaryota; Fungi; Basidiomycota; Exobasidiomycetes; Exobasidiales; Brachybasidiaceae. Gene Ontology annotation, cellular component: cell cortex; mitochondrion. The record is from RefSeq and is a predicted model, not a curated record. Gene Ontology annotation, biological process: maintenance of protein location in cell cortex; establishment of mitochondrion localization; dynein-driven meiotic oscillatory nuclear movement.
UCUUGUUCAUCCGAGACUGAGAUAAAAGAAAACAAGCUUGACAAGGAAAAAGCUCACUUCUUUCAUCUCUACCAACCACAACACGGACCGGAACGGCAAGUAAAAGUAGGCGCCCGCGUAUCAUACACCCAAUCGGAGGCGAGUAUCUAUUGUAUAUUCCUAAAGAAUUAUAUCUUUAUAUAAACCGGCAUGUCUUCUCGGUACGCCUCAAUGGACGGAUCAACAUCGCCCCUUAGCUCAAAAAGCGCUGCUGCUUCUGGACUUUUGAACAUGCGUAGACCACUUGCAAGUGGAAGAAAAAGUAUUGCAAGCCUAAGGCAACAAGCUUCCAAAGGAAGUAUUCGAUCUACACUCGAUUACGGACCAAGUGAUGGCAAUCAAGAAGAUUCAGAUUACGAAGGAGAAUCAACUUUUGACGCACCAGAAACAACAAUGUCGAAUCCUGAACCAGAGCAAAUCACCCAAACCCUUGCAACGUAUAUGAACUAUGCAGACAAAGGAGCAAGUGCAGUGGGUGAACUUGGGCAAACGCUCUUGGUUCAACAAUCUCGUAUGAGGGAUCUGUUGGAGCGUGUUCAAGGUCGUGAAUCAGCUCGAUUGGUGGAAGAAACACAAAGAGAAAUUGAAGAGAUGCGAUAUGACCAACAACGUCUGAUGAUGGAAUUAUUGCAAUCGAGUAAUAUCGAUAUGAGGGAACUGCUCGGCCCAUUCGGUCCGCAGCAAAGCUCAACACCCAACAGACCUUCACCACAAAAGAGAAAAGGUAACGAACAGGGUCUCAUCGAAAAUAAAGUUCUAGUCAAUGAUCUACAUACCCAUCUUGCAAAUGAAAUACGGAGACUGCAAAUAUUAAUCGCAGAGCGCGAUAAAGCUUUGGUAAACAUGACUGAAGCUGCUGAAGAAGCUGUUCGAAUCAGAUCAAUUCUCGAAACAUCAGUCAAGCGACUAGAAACUGAAAAGGAUGCUCAAGAUGCCACUCUAUACGAAGUAGAACGAAAAGAGGAACUCUUACGCGAGGAAAACGAUGAGAUUACUCGUCAAUUGAAGAAGCAUGAGAAUGAACUCCGCGUAUUGAAACGCCAUUUGUCCGAAAAGACAGAUGCCGCAGAGACCUUCAAAGCAUCAAAUGAAGAACUUGAACAAAAAGUGGACGACCUUCGUGGCAAUGUUGCCACCCUUCGAGCGAAAUCUGUGGCAGACCAAAAAACCAUCAGUGGUCUCAAAGUAGAAGUGAAUGAUUUGGAGCUAAAACAUAGACAAGCCGUUGAAAAAAUCCCUCAAAGUGUCAGUAUUGCAAGCAGAUUAUCGCAAGCACUCGAUUCAACCGGAGAUGCAACGCAAAUUGCUGGAAUGGGAGGCUUGGGUCCAGACUCGCCAAGUCGUGCAAGAGGUGCACAUGACAAAGCUCUUACACCAACAGCCUCAGUGGAUGACGAUCUUGCUUCUCGCCUUCGUCCAAAUUUAGCAGUCAAGAAUAUGGAAGCAGAGAUGACAAAAUGGCGCAAUGCUGCAAUGAAGUACCGCAAGAAGUUCAACGAUAUGCGUAAACAAGGCGUCAGUGAAGGAAAAGCUUUCGAGCAUGAUGACUCAACCGAUGAAGAAGACGAAGAAUUGUGGCAAGAUGAGAAUGUCGCUCCAGGCUCAAAACGAUCAGCCAAUCGUUCACGAAUCGUAUCAUCGUCAAGCAUCAACAAAAAAGGCAAAUCUAUGGGAGAUGCAUUCGGCUUUGGACGUAAUAAGCGAGCGUCAUGGCAAAGUCAACAAGAUUUGGUGGAAAAUUCGUUUGAUGAUGAUGAUGCAAGCAGUGUUGCUGAGAGUUCUGUAAGAGGUUCUAUUGAUGGCUUUGAUCCUCAAUUUGCCGAUCCAACCAUUCGCAGUGGUGGUAAUACAAAACGCAGAUCAACCUACACACCAUCCUCUUUGGCCAAAGCAAGCCCUCUUUCACGUACUAUGGAGUUGGUCGAAGACGGAAAGAGUGAAGCAGGUGAUUCGUUCAUGUCGCACGGACGCUCAGCAUCCAUCAAUCAGCAACGCGGCGUUUUGGGUGAUGAAUUGAUGGGCUUGGGAGAUCAAGAAGAAAGAAUAGUAGAAAGUGAACAUCAAGCUAUUCUAGAACAAUCCUUAGCUGAAAGAGAUUCGCACCACGAGCAACACGUACAAGAAGUCCAAAGUCAACACCAAAACGUUCUCCGUCAAAUUACCAACGAGCACACAGAACGAAUCGCCGCAUUGGAAUCAAACCACAAAGAAGCUUUGACAAAGGCUUUGUCAGACAAAGAAGUUGUUCAUAAUGAGCAUAUUGAAGUCAUUCAAAAUGAGCACAUGAAUGCUUUAGCACAACAGAAAACAGAACAUGCCCGUGCUCUCGAGGUAGCUAACAAACGUUAUGCUGAUACCCUUUCAUCUCGCGACCUCGAGCAUGAGAAGCAAGUAGUCGAGAAGGACUCUCAACAUGAAUCAAAGAUCAAAGACAUUCAGUCUCGCUUGACCAAAACACACGAAAAUUCGAUGAAGGAUGCCAGAGAGCGACAUGCUGAGACAUUGAGCAAACAACGCGAAGAAGCUCACGAGGCACUCUUGGCCGCACAAAGGGAGCACAAGCAUCUCUUGGAAGAGCAUACUCGUGUUCAUGCUGAUACGUUGAAGCGUAAAGAGGCACAACAUGAACGUGAAUUGCGUUCACGUGAGAAGGAACAUCAUGAAUUGCUGGAAGAUGUCCAUGCUACCCAUGAAUCAUUCAUCAAACAGCGUGACGCUGCUUACAAUGAUCAUAUUGCUAAACGUGAUGAGAUUAUCAAAGAGCGAGAUCAAGAAUUGUCAAAUGCACAAUCCCGUAUUCAUCAUUUGGAGGACGAGCUAAGCUCAAUGAAGCACACAAUUUCUGAAUUGGAAGCAAAAGUGUCUCGUCUAUCCUCCGAAUUGGAAGAUCUGCACGCACAGGAACAUCUACGCACCUUGCCUGUGGAAGCUGAGAACGAGGUCUCGAGAGAGAUUCCUUCUUCUUCUCGUUCACAAAUCAGUCAAGAUGAAUUCGAAGAUGCCAUCCAAGGAGAUGAGACAGCAAAAUCUCCAGUCAAGCCCAAGAGAGAAGCCGGUAGUCAGACAGACUCUACAGAAUCAAAGGAAGUCAAUGGAGAAGCGGCUGUACAUGAAGAUGCUCCAAUUGCAGCCAAGCCUGUGCAAGACUCUAAAGAGGUCCAAACUUCGCUACCUCCUAUGCCAGAUAUGCCUCCUCCGCCAACCCUAAGCAGUUUGCUUGCCAAAGCAGCUCGUCACAAUGAACAAACAUCAAAGAAGGACAUGGACCCACCCAGCCGUCCCACUUCUCCUCCUCCUGGCGAAUUGGUUGCGCGUUCGUCACAAGGAAAUGCUACUCGUGGCAGCCAAGUUAAUACUGCUAGCGGUAUGGCUGGUAUUGAUGGCUUGCCAAGACCUUCAAGUCGUCUUGCUUCAGGUCCACCUCCAAGCGCUUACAUGCAAGGCGCACCUCGUCGUUCUGGACCACCAUCUGUUCGCAAUCGUACAAUGUCUAAUGAAGGCUCUGGUCGUCAUCCGAUGCGAGCACCUUCUGCACAGUCAUUCGUUUCUGAUGCCACUUCUGAUAUGAUGUCAGGACGUACAUCACGAGCAUCAAACUACACCAAUGGUGGCUUGGAUUCUUCCUAUGUGAGAAGAGGUGCAAGCGGUGGUGGAGUAGCAGCCGGAAUGAUCCCGGGUCAAGGAAGCACAAAUCCAGUCGUUUUGGGUUCCAUCACCCAAACGAUGAUUGGUGAUUACUUGUACAAGUACACCCGUAGAUCAAUGGGACGUGCUAAUAAACGUCAUCGUCGCUACUUCUGGGUGCAUCCUUACACACGUACGCUAUACUGGACCAUGACUGCACCUUCUGAAGCUGUAUCAACUGAAGUUGUCAAUAAGAGCGCCUUCAUUCAAGAUGUGAUUGUCGUUGAAGAUGAAAAUACUCAACCGCCAGACUUGUAUCACCUCAGCAUCGUCAUUUCGACUUUGACUCGUGAUGUGAAAAUUACUGCACGCGAUAAGACGCAACACGAUACAUGGAUCACCGCUUUGGGAUACUUGGUCAACAAGGAAUUACCAAGCGAAAGGAAGCAAGCGCCUGCUGAAUGGCGUCAAUCGAUCAGUCGUGCAAGUCUACCACGUCAAAGUCAUAAGAACAAUUCUGCCUUAUUUGGCGAUUCUACUUCCUCGAGAACACCUGCUGGACGUCGGUCAGUCAUGGGAAUCUCGGGAAUGUCACCUUCAAAGAGCGCAAAUGCGGUUCAAACUUUGCGUACCACUUCUGCUCUUGGCGGAGAAUCUGAAAGAACACCUAGAGCACGCGGAGCAAGUGUUGGAGGCAAAGGUGUCAAUUAUCCCUCCUUAUUGCACAGGCGUGAUACAGCCGCAAGAGAAUACCUAGAACAAUGGGAAACUGAGCAUGGUUCAUCAGCUCUUAUGGAAGAUCACGAUGCCACUCCACGUGCAGGUGCAACGAGCAGUAUGAGUAAAAGAAGCGCUCGUAGCGGUCGUGGUAGCUUAGCCCGUGAAAUGUUUGGAAACGUCCGUAGAAACAGCGCUUUCAGUUCAUCCGGAGCUCAAACAGUCGAUGAUGGCAGAUUCAAAUCUGCCGAAGAAAUGCUGGCUGAGGAUGAGGAACGUACAGGCUAUGAUGGUUUGGACAAUGUACGUGCCUGCUGUGACGGCAAGCAUGAUAUUGGCAAACUAUCCGUCAAAGGACAUCAACACCAUCAUCAUCCAGCAAGACCAUCAAGCAGUGGUACUGGAUCCGUUCGAUCGCGUAUCAGUACACCAAGUCUUUUACGACGUUCUUCAAGAGCUAGCAAGAUAGCCGGCAAAGACGCUGAAGCACGUCCCGAGGUGCCAAGCUUACCACCACAACUUGGUCAAUUAAACAUCAACAAUUUAUCUACGGAUACAAACAGAGAAGGAAAAUUGGGUGCUACAUCCAAUGAUUGGUUCCCUGCAACUUCUGAAUUUGGAACUGCGAGCGGAAGGGCGACACCUGCUUCAGAUGUUGCACCCGACGUGGUAGUGACGGAUCACAAUGAAACAAUCACACCUUCUAAUCACAUCUCCUUUAUCGAUCGAGUCACUCAAGUUCGACGAAACCGUGCCAGUGCUUCUAUUCGCUGAUGAUUUGUAUAUCUUGCUCUAUCUUUCCUCUUUACUUAUUUUUGUUACUGUGUAACACUCUUCAUCUUCUUCAAACACUCUUUUGACAUUUAUUUUUUUUGUAGAUUUAUGUGAUUUAUUUAUACGAAUGUACAAUGGC